Molecule: messenger RNA, 1233 nt
Organism: Puccinia graminis f. sp. tritici CRL 75-36-700-3
Lineage: Eukaryota; Fungi; Basidiomycota; Pucciniomycetes; Pucciniales; Pucciniaceae
Exons: 4
Coding region: 1-1233 (410 amino acids)
Source: RefSeq, a predicted model, not a curated record
AUGGCCCAACCUCCCCCUUCGGCCUCUUGGCCCCCCUCACGACAAUCUACCCGUCUGUCUACCCCUCUCAGAUCACAUCCAAACUAUGUUCGAACAGAUACCGACACACGUCGGUCGCUCCGAGUCCAGCCAGCAACCAGAGAGGCCAGUGUUUCAAGCCAGCCGACUUCCAUCACAAAAUCCCGCAAGCGGGUCUCGACUGCAUCCACCAAGUCCGCAGCUCCUAAGAAAUCUCAGAAGAAGUCUAAAAAAUCAACAAACAACCGGGAAACUACCUCCGAAUCGGAUGAGGACGUUCAAUUCCUCAACCUGCCUCAAGACUCUGAUGAAGAUAACUCAAAAUUGACCAAACAGACAAAAAAACCCCGAGGGCCUAAUAAGAAUGAUUAUGAUGAUAUUGGUCUUUAUUUUGAGGCUCCACAAUACGGGGAGGGAAAUACCGACGGCAAGAAGUUAUACUACCAGUGCAAAUGGUGCAAUCGUCGACCAUAUAAGGCAUCCACACGCACUCGCUCUAAUCUGUUCAAGCAUCGUGAUGGUGACGUUUCGAGGAAACCUUGUGAAUCGCGAGACGAAGCAAUCAAAAACGGAGCAAACUUACCGGUGACAAUCAAAGAGAAAAUCGAACGAGAGAAGAACGCUAGUGUAUUGAAAAAUCUUGCUGACAGCAACUUUGAUAACCGGACUUUGAAUCAAAUCCUCGUUAUGUGGCUCAUGCGAUCGGCUCUCCCUUGGAUGAGAAUUGAGGAUACUCUGUGUGAAACCCCCUCUCAUUGCGGGUUUCACAAGAUCUGUAAACACUUAAGAUUACAUAAGCGUGUGAGGGUACUUAGUCCCUUUCAUCCCUCACAAUCUAGACGGCAGAGUUUCCUGCUCUCCCGUCUAGGUAAUAACGUCCGGCUUUUAGCCUUGAAUCCUUUGCCCGUCGCCGUAAGAUCAGUGAAGAGAUUGAACUCUUACACUCUUCUGGCGAUUUCAUUCAACUAUGCUCGAAAGGGAAUCAAACUUUACUCACGCACAUGGGCAGCGGAAGAAGCCCAACGUUUGUAUGUCAACCUGCAGGAGAAGGUGAUAUCAAACCUUAAGUCACUCAAAUCCAAAAUCACUCUGAUCCAUGAUGUAUGGACCACCAAAGGGAAUCAUCACGCGUUUGAGAUAUUUCACCUGGGUCUCAAGUACAUUUCAGAUAUUUCACCUGGGUCUCAAGUACAUUUCAUGGACGCACAAGGGUAA